Cotesia congregata is the source of this 1769-nucleotide messenger RNA. The record is from the annotation of a GenBank genome assembly. Lineage: Eukaryota; Metazoa; Arthropoda; Insecta; Hymenoptera; Braconidae.
GAUUUAAAACAAUAAUAAUAAUAAUGAUUUUUUCUGUUACAGAAAUAACAAUCAGAAAUGCCAGUAUGAGAGGAAUACCAAACGAUUCCCUAGUGGAACGUGGACUUGUAAAACCUUACUCAGUAUCUUCGAUUUAUACAAGAAAAAAAAAUGGAAUAAUACGAGGAGUAACGAUAGCUGGAGGAGCGAGAUCAGGCCGCGGAACAAUUAUAAGAACGCUUAUCUUCGUAUUUCUCGCGACAUUCCUUUGGCUCCAGCUACACGUUAUCAGUCUGACGGGGCGAAAUUCCUCUGGCCAGUCGUCGAUUAACGAGAGCAUUUACGCCUUAGUACCUCAGGAACUCCAAAGAUUUUUAAAAGACAGAAGAAAUUCCUCCCAGACAAAUGGAACUCUGGGUAUUUACGGAACAAGCUUCGAUAUCGGGGACAUUAAAACAACGAUAGCGAAGCUCAACAGCGAGCAAAAGAUCUACAAUGAUGAUAUUUUCGGGCCCUUGGGGACAGACGCCCCAAUUAUUGUCAUACAAGUGCACUCGAGACUUACCUACCUGAGGCAUCUGAUAGUGUCCUUGGCCCAAGCCAAGGAAAUUGAGGAUGUCCUGCUGAUCUUCAGCCACGAUGUCUGGAACCCAGACAUCAAUUACCUCAUUCAGAGCGUCGAUUUCUGCAGGGUCAUGCAGAUUUUUUAUCCUUACAGUAUUCAGACACAUCCGAAUACUUUUCCCGGAGAAGAUCCCAAUGAUUGUCCGAGGAAUAUCGAUAAAAAACAAGCUCAAGCGUUAAAGUGUAUUAACGCUCAACAUCCUGACCUCUAUGGGCACUAUCGGGAGGCGAAAUUCACUCAAACGAAGCAUCACUGGUGGUGGAAAGCCAACCGGGUAUUCGAUCAACUUAACGUGACCCGCAAUCACACCGGAAUGGUGUUGUUCCUCGAGGAAGAUCAUUACGUCGCGGAGGAUUUUCUGCACGUACUAAAACUUAUGGAACGUACGUGCAAGCACAGUUGUGAAAGAUGCAACGUUCUUUCUCUGGGCACAUACUUGAAGACUUACAACUACUACGCGGACUUGAGUCGCAAGUAUCUCAGCGUAAAUUCCGGCCUUCAAAAAGAAGUUCUCCGCGGACUAGACCGUCACGAUGACGUAGUUAACGAUCCGGAUGUGACGACUCAGCAGCACAAAGGACCCGGGAAAAAAAAGUCCCUCCAGGAAGGACAACAAAACAAACCAUCUUCUACAUCUUCUUGGUCCUUCCAACUUUUACCGACUCUCUACAGUCAUUAUCAGAAGGCGGAAGUUAUUCCAUGGAUAUCCAGCAAGCACAACAUGGGCAUGGCCUUCAACAGAGUCACCUGGAACAAAUUGAGGAAAUGCGCCUCCCAAUUUUGCUCAUACGAUGACUAUAAUUGGGACUGGAGCCUGCAGUAUGUGGCCCAGACGUGUCUUCCGCCGAGCAGAGGUGCUGGGGCAGCACCCAGGGUUGACUCGGGACUGGUCGCCAUGAUGAUGAGGGCGCCACGUGUCUUUCAUAUUGGUGAAUGUGGAAUUCAUCACAAAAAAAACAACUGCGAAUCAACGGCUGUGAUUGCUAAAGUCCAACAAGUUCUUAAAUCCGCGCGUAAUCACUUGUUUCCCUCGCAAUUGACUCUGACGAUAGCUGGGGUCGCUAAAAAAACUAAAUUACGUAAAGGAAAUGGCGGAUGGGGUGAUUUGCGCGACCACCAUCUUUGCGGCAACAUCACUGCUAACCCUGACCUAGUCUUACUGUAA